AUGAAGCACUUGUGGCAGAUUUUUGUCCUGUGGGGCUUCUGGGUGCUCAUCUUGUGGCUGAUGGCCCCCUGCCUGGAUCCAAAACCUGAAUCGGCACCCCAGGGAAAACUGAUGGUCUUGGGACUGGGGCACUGCAACUGCCCUUGGUUCAAAUUUAGGAAGAGUGGCUGCCCAUCUGAAACACUAAACUCCUCCCUCUGCUACCACAGAGUUGGAGAACGGGGCUGGUAUGCUGAAUGCUAUGAGAAGAUGAUAGAGUACCUGAAGAGGGACAUGAACUCAGCAAGUGGUUUUGGCAAAAUGUGGAAAAAGGUGUUCAAGGGGAUUCCCAGACUCUCAGUGAGCCAUUUCCAUUUCUACUGUGGGACUUGUACUUUGGUGGAGAACUCCAAGAUCCUGCGGGCCUCCGGCCUUGGCAACAAUAUCAACCAGUGGACCCUAGCCUUCGGGUGAUGCUUCAUCUAUCCUGGGAAUGCCAGCAGCCAGGGCUCUUGGAGACAGCUGCUGCUUCUGCUGCUGCUGCUGCUGAAGCUUUCUGGUCUGGUGUGGGCUUCAGAUGCUCCAAGUGAGGAGGAUGCCUACUUUGGAUUUGGAUCAGAAAAGCAAAGAAAGGGGUGCAAUGACUGUUAA
Messenger RNA from Puma concolor (puma), 630 nucleotides. The record is from RefSeq and is a predicted model, not a curated record. Lineage: Eukaryota; Metazoa; Chordata; Mammalia; Carnivora; Felidae.